UCUGUCUGUCUUUUCGAUCCUGCAAAGUUGUGUCUAUCUAUCUGGCUUGGGGUUCGGGAGAAUAGAAAUUCGGAUAAGAAGAAGAAGAAGAAAGGCGGCAGAAGCUUUCAUGAGCUACUAUUGAACCUACAUCUUAUUACUCUGGCUCUAGAUAGAUGCUUGCGUACCCAACUCUCGUUUAGAUUUUAGACUUUAUCCGGAGCCAAAAUGGAUUUUGUAGUUCAUACGACGCAAUCCCACGAUGGGUUCUGUUCAUUUCACUGCCUUAAACGUCCACACAAAAGGAAGAACAAAUUAGGGUCUAGAGUCGGGAUUAGGGUUUGUUCUAGUUCGAAUAGUAGCAAAUUCCUUCCUCUCCCUCUGUCUGUUUGUAAUGCCAAAGUUGGGAACGAAGCUGGGUUUCACAAGCAAAGUAGAAGGUAUCGCGUAUGUGCUGUUUCAAAGAUUGAAAACUUUAGCUCAAAUGGCCGUUCGCUUGAGCAAUACCAUCCACACUCUUCAAAUCAAGAACAUUCUUCUUCACAUGGUUAUGAAGAAUUCGAAAGUAAUAACUAUCUUAGAAGAUUGGUAAGAAACGGAGAGUUAGAGGAGGGUUUUAAGUAUCUCGAGAGCAUGGUUUUUCGCGGCGACAUCCCAGAUAUUAUUCCCUGCACGAGUUUAAUUCGCGGAUUCUGUCGAACUGGAAAGACAAAUAAAGCCACUAGGGUUCUAGAGAUUAUCGAAGAAUCGGGUGCUGUUCCAGAUGUAAUAACCUACAAUGUUUUGAUAAGCGGGUAUUGUAAAUCAGGAGAGAUCAACAAUGCGCUAAACGUAUUGGAUCGAAUGAGUGUCGCCCCAGAUGUCGUUACUUACAACACGAUAUUACGAAGUCUAUGCGAUAGUGGGAAACUAAAACAAGCCAUGGAGGUUCUUGAUCGACAGUUACAAAGGGAAUGUUAUCCCGACGUAAUCACAUACACGAUUCUGAUAGAAGCCACUUGUAGAGAAAGUGGAGUUGGACAGGCAAUGAAGCUUUUAGACGAGAUGAGAAACAAAGGCUGUCAACCCGACAUUGUUACCUACAAUGUCCUUAUAAACGGGAUCUGCAGAGAAGGAAGAUUGGAUGAAGCGAUCAAGUUCUUGAAUAAUAUGAAUUCUUAUGGUUGUCACCCAAAUGUAAUCACACACAAUAUAAUACUACGAAGUAUGUGCAGUACCGGAAGGUGGAUGGACGCUGAGAAACUUUUAGCUGAAAUGCUUCGAAAAGGCUGCUCUCCUAGUGUAGUCACUUUCAACAUAUUGAUCAAUUUUUUAUGUAGAAAGGGUUUGUUAGGUCGAGCGAUCGACACUCUCGAGAAAAUGCCUAACCACGGUUGUACUCCGAAUUCGUUAAGUUACAACCCUUUGGUUCACGGUUUCUGCAAAGAGAAGAAAAUGGAUAGAGCGAUUGAGUAUCUAGACAUAAUGGUAUCGAGAGGUUGCUACCCCGAUAUCGUAACCUACAACACUCUACUAACCGCUUUAUGCAGAGACGGGAAAGUUGAGGUUGCGGUUGAGAUUCUCAAGGAGCUAAGUAGCAAAGGGUGUUCUCCGGUUUUGAUCACUUACAAUACGGUAAUUGAUGGGCUCUCGAAAAUGGGGAAAACCGAUAGGGCUAUUGAGUUGUUGAAAGAAAUGAAGAAAAAGGGUCUUCAACCGGAUAUUAUUACUUACUCUUCGUUGGUUGGAGGGUUGAGUAGAGAAGGUAAAGUUGAGGAAGCGAUAAAGUUCUUUAGUGAAUUGGAAGGGAUGGGGAUUCGGCCGAAUGCGAUUACCUAUAAUGCGGUCAUGCUUGGGCUGUGUAAGGCUCGACAAACUGCCCGGGCGAUUGAUUUUUUGGGGUAUAUGGUUGGGAGGAAAUGUAAACCUACUGAAGCUACUUAUACAAUUCUUGUUGAAGGUAUUGCUCAUGAAGGUAUGGUUAAGGAGGCCUUGGAGAUGUUAAAUGAGCUGUGUUUGAGAGGGGUUGUAAAGAAAAGCUCGGCCGAGCAGGUGGCAGUCAAGAUAUAGUAAGUAGCUAAGCCCAGUUGGGGCCGAGUCGCCGGUGAUGUUUGUUUUUUGUGUUUGAAUUUGAAUUGUUUUAUGUUUAGUCUAACUUCAUUUGAAUUUUGAUGAAAUCCAUGUGAGUGAGUUAAAUGACAGUUAUCUU
Molecule: messenger RNA, 2167 nt
Organism: Impatiens glandulifera
Lineage: Eukaryota; Viridiplantae; Streptophyta; Magnoliopsida; Ericales; Balsaminaceae
Product: pentatricopeptide repeat-containing protein At1g09900
Exons: 2
Coding region: 208-2028 (606 amino acids)
Molecular function (GO): protein binding
Source: RefSeq, a predicted model, not a curated record